AUGGCGGCAGAGAUGGAGACACUAAAGCAGCAGGUCAAAGAGAAGGGUGUUGCUGGAGUGGGUAAUCACAAGUCAGGCGACUCUCUCAAAGUGUACAACGUCAAAUAUUGGGAAACCUUCAACAAGAUCCUUGAUUGCCCGACGAACUUGGCAAUCACCCAAUACAAACGCGGUCUCUCGAUCGGAUAUAGACUGAGGAACUCGCUCACCAUGAACCAAUCGACUACCAUGAAGCUGUUGAUGCAACGCAUCAACGAGCACAUCCGAGUAGAGGAUGAUGCAACCGCAGCCACCAUGAAGGCGAAUUCGGUGGCAACGGACAAAAGGGUGGCUGGAAAAGUUCACAUGGUCGGACAGGAGGCAAACCAUCUAAUUGACCGCGUAAGAGAAUCAGAUUGUGGUCCGGAUCGUAGAAACUGGGGCAAAGGUCGCCGUAACGACCGAGCUGAUUAUCCCUGCGAUGCCAUGGCAGAUGCGAAUAGAAAGUUGAACGCCCGAAUAAGCAUCACCAUGGUUUUCAAGAUCCCAAUUUACCGCAUCCUUAGCGAAAUCCGCGAUAAGGUGUAUGUCCGAUUUCCAGCCAAGUUGGGUGAUGCGCAGAAGGGCUUCAAUAUGCGGUAUCGCUGCACCUUUCAUGGUGAGCAAGGGCGCCGUACGGAGCACUGUUUGCCCUUGAAGCAACACUUAGAGGAGUUGGUUGCCGUUGGUCACUUGGACCGUUACAUCGACGGGGGCGUCAAGGCCGCGUAUCAUGCUCUGGCUGAGCCAAAUAGUUUGGCUGCCCUAGAAGCACCCCUCUAA
This is a messenger RNA of Camellia sinensis, 801 nucleotides long. The record is from RefSeq and is a predicted model, not a curated record. NCBI's taxonomy places the organism in Eukaryota, Viridiplantae, Streptophyta, Magnoliopsida, Ericales, Theaceae.